Molecule: messenger RNA, 303 nt
Organism: Bursaphelenchus xylophilus (pine wood nematode)
Lineage: Eukaryota; Metazoa; Nematoda; Chromadorea; Rhabditida; Aphelenchoididae
Source: the annotation of a GenBank genome assembly
AUGCGUCACAUUCAAAUUUUAAUGCCAACUGUUCCCUUACAGCUCGGUGGAAAGGACCAAGAGAAGCUCAAAUUCAAAGAAAAAGUAAAAUUUGGCGCCGGCGAAGAGAUGCAUUUCACUGACGACGGGAUUCUUGGUCUAGCCUUCCCGAGGGAUCGGGAAGCCACCAAUAUUUUCGAGCAAGCCGUAAAAGAGGGCAUCGUGGACGAGCCAGUCUUCACCGUCUACAUGAAGAAAUGCAAUGGCGAUUGCGAAGACGGAGGGCUAAUCACCUUCGGCGACCAUGACAAAAACGCAAUGUGA